Messenger RNA from Andrographis paniculata, 3276 nucleotides. RefSeq names its product auxin response factor 18-like. The coding region runs from base 722 to 2812 and encodes 696 amino acids. NCBI's taxonomy places the organism in Eukaryota, Viridiplantae, Streptophyta, Magnoliopsida, Lamiales, Acanthaceae. The transcript is spliced from 4 exons. Gene Ontology annotation, molecular function: DNA binding; protein binding. Gene Ontology annotation, cellular component: nucleus. The record is from RefSeq and is a predicted model, not a curated record. Gene Ontology annotation, biological process: response to hormone; regulation of DNA-templated transcription.
UAUGUAGAGAGAGAAAAAUAGAAAGAGAGAGAAAAAGGUGAGAGGUUUAUAUGUAUGAGUGGAGUUGAGUGUAAGCGUGGGAGAGAGAAGAGAGAGAGAGAGAGAGCGGCAGUUGAAGGAGAGGAAAAUCAACAACGGGUUUUCAUUUCAUCAGUUUUGUAUUUCUGCGAGAUUUUUUCCCCUUACAUCGGAGUUUUUGGGUAUUUUUGCUUCUGUUGAUUUUUGAGGGUUUGGUCGAAUCAAAUCUGAAGAAUCAACCUCCUCCUGCUUUUCUGAAGCUUUGAUUUGCGGAAAAAAGUUUGUAUAAACCGACUGCUUGCUUUUUCCGUGAGAGGAUUGAGGCCAUAGAAUUUCGGGGGAGGGUUUCCGAUCUCGUGGAGGCGAAAAAGUCUGAAACAAAUUCAUUCACAAUCCAGUGUUGAUUCUGUGCACCGGAGCGAGAGUCAAAAGAUUUUGGUUGAAAAGAUACUCAUCUCAUCUCUCAGAGUCCGCCCAGUCAUGAGCUUCUUGUGUUGCUUCCCCAACCGCCAUAUCAGAGCUGAAUUCCAAACCAAAUCAGAUUCGCCUCGAUUCGACUAAUUUAUGUCGAAUUAGCCUCUCGAUUUCACGAUUCUGAUGCGUCUCGAGCACGAGGAUUUUCGUAUGAUGAUUCCUGAAUCACAAAAUUGUUGAACAGACGGCGAACUUUUUAGGAUUGGUAGAAUAUUUCUUGAGCUCUGCAAUGUUUAAUUUUAUGGAACCUAAGGAGAAAGCCAAAGAAGGUGAGAAAUGCUUAGAUUCUCAGCUAUGGCAUGCCUGCGCCGGCAGUAUGGUCCAAAUGCCGCCAGUAGGUUCUAAGGUGAUUUACUUUCCUCAAGGACAUUUAGAACAUGCUUCUGCUGGAAAUGCCGAUCUUAGGAACUGUCCGAGGUUUCCAGCCUACGUGCCGUGUAAAGUUUCUGAGGUUAAAUUCAUGGCAGAUCCUGAUACAGACGAGGUUUUUGCUAAGAUCAGGCUGUCUCCAAUGGCCAGGAACGAGGCUAAUUUCGACGGCGAGGGUGCCGUUGGUUUCGACGGGAAUGAGAAUCAGGACAAGCCGGUGUCGUUCGCCAAGACAUUGACGCAGUCGGACGCGAACAACGGCGGCGGUUUCUCGGUGCCUAGGUACUGCGCCGAGACGAUAUUCCCUCGUCUUGACUACUCCGCGGAUCCUCCGGUUCAGACGGUCCUCGCCAAGGAUGUUCACGGUGAGGUUUGGAAGUUCAGACAUAUUUACCGAGGGACGCCGCGGCGGCAUCUGUUGACGACUGGAUGGAGCACUUUUGUGAACCACAAGAAGCUUGUUGCCGGCGAUUCGAUUGUCUUCUUGAGGGCAGAGAACGGAGAUCUCUGCGUCGGAAUCAGACGUGCCAAGAAAGGGAUCGGCGGCGGUCCCGAAGUCCCGCCGGAUUGGAAUCCGAUGGGUGGUGGGAAUCAUGUUCCGCAGUAUAGAGGAUUUUCGGCGUUUUUGAGGGAAGACGAGAGCAAGAUGAGUAGAAACGGCGGCGGGAACGAUAACAGAAGUUUGAUGAGCUCCGGACGGGUUAAGGUCGAAGACGUUAUCGACGCAGCGACGCGCGCGACCACCGGACAGCUGUUCGAGGCGGUUUACUAUCCUCGCGCCAGCACUCCCGAGUUCUGCGUUAAGGCCGGGCUCGUAAAGGCUGCUCUGCAAAUCCAUUGGUGUUCGGGGAUGCGGUUCAAGAUGGCGUUCGAGACGGAGGAUUCGUCGCGCAUAAGCUGGUUCAUGGGAACGAUUUCUUCCGUUCAAGUCGCCGAUCCCGUUCGAUGGCCCGAUUCGCCUUGGAGACUUCUCCAGGUAAGAUGGGACGAGCCCGAUCUGCUACAAAACGUGAAACGCGUAAGCCCGUGGCUUGUCGAAUUAGUUUCGAAUAUCCCGGCGAUGCAUCUCUCCCCGUUCUCGCCGCCGCAUAAGAAGCUGAAACUGCCGCACCACCCGGAAUUCCCUCUCGGACAACAGCUUCCCUUGCCGGCGGCGGCAUUUUCAGGCAACCAUUUCCUCGGUCCUAAUCCGAACAACGCGUUCACCUAUCUUUCGGACAACAAUGUACCUGCUGGCAUGCAGGGAGCCAGGCACGCUCAAUAUGGUUUAUCUUUACCGGACGUCCAUCUCAACAAACUCCAUUCGGGUUUCGCCGCCGCAGUCGGUUUUCAGCCUUUCGAUCGAGCUUCCGUGCCUGCCGGAGAAUCAAAUCUCCUCAUUCCGCCGCCUGGCAGUACCGAGACUGAUUCGUGCCUUCUAACGAUCGCGAAUUCGGGUCAGAAAUCGGAGAACAGGAAGGCUGCAGCCCCAUUCUUGCUCUUCGGGCAGCCAAUACUUACGGAGAAACAGAUAUCGAUGAGCUGCUCCAGCGACACCGUCUCGACUCCCCGCACCGUAAACAGCUCUUCCGAUUGCAAUGUGGAUAAAAUCGGGAAUAGCUCCGACGGGUCGGGUUCGGGUGUCAAUCGAAACGACGCCCCCGAGCGAUCGUCUUGCGAAGGAUUCCAAUCCCAGCUCAGCUUGCAAAGUGGCCAGUGCAAAGUUUUCAUGGAAUCCGAGGACGUCGGGCGAACGCUUGACCUUACUCUUCUCGGCUCCUACGAAGAACUCAACCGUAAAUUGGCCGACAUGUUCGGGGUAGAGAAUCCCGAAAUCGUGAACCACGUCCUCUAUCGAGACGCCGCGGGAUCGGUCAGACAACUCGGAGACGAACCGUUUAGUAAUUUUGUCAAGACAACGAAACGAUUGACGGUUGUGGCGGAUUCUGGCAGCGACAAUGUAGGUGUGUAGCCGGCGACCCGACCUGACCUGACCUGACCUGACGAAUAAUCGAAAGAUCGAAUUCUGACAUCGGGAAGGAACAGAGGUAUUGUAAGUGUUCUAAAUCAUGGUAUGAUCAAACGUUAUGGUUGUCUUCUUCUUCUUCUUGACGUGAGAAUUCUUUUGGUUUUGAGUUUGUCUGAAUUAGAAAAUGAAUUUUAAGGUUUCGGGGAAGUGUUUGUUAAUGGUGAGAUUGAUUGAAGAUAUUCGAACGAAUGUCUGAAGAAGAAGAAGAAGAAGAAGAAGACUUGAGAACUAAUUUCACAGUUGAUUGGCGAUCAAGUCAGUUUGUCUGAAUAAUUAAUUAAUUAAUUAUUGUAAAUUUGGUGGUUUUGAUUUAUAUCUAGUGAACAAGUUUGGAUAUGUAACUGUAAAUUUUGAGGUCUUUACUUUUGUCUCGUUAUUUAUUUAUUUAUUUUAUGUUUUGGUAAAAA